Camelina sativa (false flax) is the source of this 731-nucleotide messenger RNA. Its product is annotated as transcription elongation factor SPT4 homolog 2. Gene Ontology annotation, biological process: transcription elongation-coupled chromatin remodeling; transcription elongation by RNA polymerase II; regulation of DNA-templated transcription. Gene Ontology annotation, cellular component: DSIF complex; nucleus. Gene Ontology annotation, molecular function: RNA polymerase II complex binding; zinc ion binding. The record is from RefSeq and is a predicted model, not a curated record. NCBI's taxonomy places the organism in Eukaryota, Viridiplantae, Streptophyta, Magnoliopsida, Brassicales, Brassicaceae.
CAAGUGGUUAUUAAAAAACUUGGGAAGAAGUGAAGAAGAAACUGGGGGAUUUGGGAAGAGAGAUCGAGAGAGAGGUAAGUGAUUGAGAAAAACAAGCGAUAAUGGGAAGCGCACCAGCUCAAAUUCCGACUAGUUUCGGCCAUGAGCUUAGGGCUUGUCUUCGUUGCCGACUAGUCAAGACCUAUGACCAGUUCAGGGACGCUGGUUGCGAGAACUGCCCUUUCUUCAAGAUGGAAGAGGAUCACGAACGUAUCGUGGAGGUCACUACCCCUAAUUUCAAUGGUAUAAUCUCUGUGAUGGAUCCAAGUAGAAGCUGGGCGGCUAGGUGGUUAAGAUUCGGGAAGUUUGCUCCUGGUUGCUACACUCUUGCGGUGUCAGAGCCACUCCCUGAGGAAAUGCAGAUCCUAUGCCAAGAAGAGCAUGUACAAUAUGUUCUGCCGAAACGCAUGUGAAGCAAAACCAUCAUGAAGAAGGCAAGAAUACAAGACCAAGUAGUGCUCUUUCUCAUUUUAAGCUUCAUGUACACAUUUGAUAAAGUGCUGCUUAAUUUUGUAUCUUCUUCAAUCUUGUGAUGGGUCCAUGAUGAAAGUCUCGUACAAGUCAAGACUCCUUAGGUUUCUUCCUUAAGUCUUACAAAAAAAAACAAAAAUCUUCUAAUGAGAACUGAAAGAAGAAACUUGUGUAGUCAAGAUCUAGAGAAGACAAGUCUAAAUCUAAAAAAGGUUGCGUUA